AUGACUAGAGAACUCGAGGGCAUCUUCGCAGAGUUGGGGUUGUCCCAAUAUCUCGACUCCUUCAUCGACCAGGGGUUCGAUGCAUGGGACACCAUUCUGGACAUGGACCUGGAUGCGUUGGGAGUGAAGCUCGGCCAUCGGAGAAAAUUGCAGAGACGCAUCGCCAACGCGAGGGGAAUUGCUCCCAGCGUGUCGCUGGCAUCCACCAGCAAGCCAUCCGCCGAGGAAACCAAGCAAGACAGCCUGCGGCGCGACAACAGUCGUCCCGAGGCCGGCAACGAAACCAGUGGUGUUACGAAGCGCAAGUACCGUCGACAUCCAAAGCCUGACGAGCAUGCUCCCGAACGGCCUCCCUCGGCUUAUGUUCUUUUCUCCAACAAAAUGAGAGACGAUCUGAAGUCUCACAGUCUCACGUUUACCGAGAUUGCGAAGCUGGUGGGGGAAAAUUGGCAGAGCUUGCCACCCGCGGAGAAGGAAAUGUAUGAAAGUCAGGCGAACGCCGCCAAGGAGAAGUAUCAUUGCAGUCUCGCCGCGUAUAAGAAGACGCCCGAGUACCGCAAAUAUGCGCAGUACCUACAGGAAUUCAAGGAGAGGCAGGCCAAACAAAGCAAAGUCCACGAUGCGUCAAAACGGCCGAGGCUGGAACCUGCCAGACUCCGUCACGGCAGCACAAGCAGCGGGGUGACUCCGGGCGGGGCGACGUCUAGCGGAAGCAGGAGCGGGAGCAGCAGCGAGAGAUUGCAAGGUAGCGAACCUCCGCCGACGCGGCAUGAAAGGAUGAACUCGACAACCUCGGUGGCAGGAUCCCAACACUCGUCUACCGCGCCAACACCCAUGUCGUACGCCAACUCUGUCGAUGAGGGUGGGCUAUCACCGAGAAUGGCCAACUUCGACACUGGUAGCCCCCGAGAUGUGCACCACCGGCACUCGCGUCGCCAGCCCUCUUGGGCGAGGAGGAAUCGGGCUGGAUCGGCUCACCAACAUCAUCUCCCUUCGCUAUCUGACAUGCUGGAUAACGCCGGGGUUGGGGGAUCCAGUCAAUUGCGCCUGGUGGCAGACGGCCCACCCGUCUUAGCACCUGCACGAGUGCCCAUUCUACGCCACGAGCCGUCUUCGAACAGCACCGUCGCAUCUCGGUGUUCGACGGGGAGUUUCGGCAGGAAUCCUGGCGAGGGUCCGCUACCGAUUCAUGCGCUCCUCGCGGACCGAACCAUGUCGGGAGUUGGAGAGAUGGAAAAGCAGUCGGCUUCUGCCAACAAAGCCGUCGCAACCCGCAGCAGUCCCCAGAAGUCCCCGCCUAAAUUACGCGGGCCAAGGGGCUAUGGCUUCCAAUCCGAAUCAUCGGCUUUCCAGAAGAUGAAGUUUGUGCAGUCAAGAGAGGGCGAUGUGCUGAUGACGUCGGCUGAUGCAUCACCCCCUGCUCUCGCUCCCGGCAACAGUGGAAAGAGUGGAUACGACGGGAUGAGUGCCUUGUUGCGAGCUGGUGAGAUUGUUGGUAGACACGGCCCAAAGUGA
Hirsutella rhossiliensis is the source of this 1515-nucleotide messenger RNA. RefSeq names its product HMG (high mobility group) box domain-containing protein. The transcript is spliced from 8 exons. NCBI's taxonomy places the organism in Eukaryota, Fungi, Ascomycota, Sordariomycetes, Hypocreales, Ophiocordycipitaceae. Gene Ontology annotation, cellular component: nucleus. The record is from RefSeq and is a predicted model, not a curated record. Gene Ontology annotation, biological process: regulation of gene expression. Gene Ontology annotation, molecular function: protein binding. Bases 1 to 1515 code for a protein of 504 amino acids.